GAUGGCUUCCACUCAACCUACCCAGCACGACAUCGACACAACGCUGAGGAAGCACUUGCACCUGAUACAGCGAAAGGAACUGAUGGAAAGCCAUCGCACAUUCCCGCGGGGCAUGGGCCGAGCGCAGCCUGUCGGUACGAGCCGCCUCACGUUGCUCCAGAUAAUCGAUGCAGGCCAGCAGGGCACGGUACUGCUGCUGGGUGAUCUUCUGACUUCCGCUCACUUCCAGCACCGAGUUACGGCGCCUCCGGCCAAACACGAUCGCGCUUGAACGACAAACACAGUGAAAAGCGGGUACAUUAGAUAAGCAAACGGGGCCGCAUUUUUAGACGCGCAAACUGGGGUCGCCCGCUAUGUAUCACGUUAUGCGGUGGGCUUGCAGCGAGCUUAGAGGUCGCCCGUAAACAGAAAUGCAAAACAAACCGUUCUGGUGACCGUGAGGAGGGAGGUCUUGCUUGGGGUUUCAAAGAAUCUGGCUAGCUAUCCCCACUGCCGGUGCGCUUUGUUUACAGAGCUGCUGGCAAAGUCACGGUCACGGCCAUGAGCCCACGGUGGGUCCAGCUCACUCUGGAGGAGCGUACGGGAAAGCUAUAUAAAACCGGGUGGCGCCAACAGGUGCCUGGUUUAAUUAGCGCACGAUCGAGCGCCAGCUUGAUCCAGUGAACUUUCGGACGGGCGAGCAAAAGGGUGAUGAGCAUAAUGUGCACGAUAGUGUCCGUCGUUUUGGCCAGCACGCUUCUGCUGGCAUCGAUCGCUUUCAUAAGCGCAAGCAGUACGGCGGACGGUGGGCAGCACCAACCCGGGGAUCAGCAGCUGGCAAACCAUGAACCGAACGAACAGGGCGACAUUUGGGAGCUCAUAUCAGCCGCAUCCUUUCCACCGCAGAGCUCGUCCGAUCGGAUGAGACGUUACGAUCGCUACCGGAGCAGGGCGCACUCGCACAGGGAAGAGGAGGAUCCGCUGCAGGCCGAAAAUAGCCACGUGGUGGUGCAGGUUUACUCGGUCGAUUCGGACGAGCAGCAGCUGGCGAACGAAUCGUCACCAGCGUCGAUCGGCACACCGAUCCGCUCACUGAAGGUGGAGAACUACGCGACGCCCAAGGAGCAGAUGGACGGCAAACCGACCGAUCGGAUCGAGCGGAAGGUCUUUCCACCGGUGCGCAACGUGCAGGAAAAGCUGGACAAGGUGAUCUCCUCCGUCGAGCAGCCGGAACAGCCGGAGGAACUGCUCUCCGAACGGUUCUUUAUCGACGAUGCGGCUACGAAGCAACAGAAGGGACCGAACGGUGGACGGUAUGGCGGUGGCGGCAAUCCAUUUGAUGCUCAAACGGAUGUAGAGAGUUUCGAAAGGGAAAUGGAGCAGAUGCCACUGAAGCAGGCCAAAUCGGCGUACGCCAACUCGGCACCCUUUUUCGACUACGGCGAGCACACGAGCCAGCGGAUGUUGGACGAGUUCUUUGCGCUGCGCAACCAGGACACGCUGGCGGCCCGCCGCUCCAACUAUGACUGGGGCGAGGGACAGCUGCGGUCGCGCACGCUCGAGGACAUCGAAGCCCAGGGCCGUCGGGUGGCGGCCGGGAGAAGGAAACCGUCCGGAGACUACCAGCGCGAGGAGGACAUGAGCUACGAUCGCUACGCAGACUAUGCUGCCUCCCAACAGCGUGCCGGUACGCAGAAGCUGGGCCGCAAGCAACGGGCCACACCGUCAACGCACGGCCAAACGCACGUCCUCAACAAGGUGCCGAUCGUCGCGUACGAUGGUGAUGGGUCGCUCGCACCGAUGUCAGGCCAGCGGUCGCAGCAGUUCGAACGGUCCCGGUUCCACUACUCGCUCCCGUCGAUGGUGUACAACCCGUACGCCGCCUGGGAUCCGUACCAUCUGAACAUGUUGCGGUGGCCGCAGUGUGGCGCCUGCCAGCAGAAUGCGCGCGCCCUCUGCACCAAGUGCGGGCUGUGUGCGGAUUGCUGUGCGCACAGCAAGUGCACCUGCGGCUGCCUGAAUGGCUAGUUUAGGCGUUGGUUC
Molecule: messenger RNA, 2022 nt
Organism: Anopheles gambiae (African malaria mosquito)
Lineage: Eukaryota; Metazoa; Arthropoda; Insecta; Diptera; Culicidae
Exons: 4
Coding region: 691-2007 (438 amino acids)
Source: RefSeq, a predicted model, not a curated record